Messenger RNA from Pteronotus mesoamericanus, 5585 nucleotides. RefSeq names its product DGCR8 microprocessor complex subunit (gene DGCR8). Gene Ontology annotation, molecular function: identical protein binding; double-stranded RNA binding; primary miRNA binding. The record is from RefSeq and is a predicted model, not a curated record. NCBI's taxonomy places the organism in Eukaryota, Metazoa, Chordata, Mammalia, Chiroptera, Mormoopidae. The transcript has 14 exons. Gene Ontology annotation, biological process: primary miRNA processing. Gene Ontology annotation, cellular component: microprocessor complex. The coding region runs from base 1280 to 3601 and encodes 773 amino acids.
GCAUAUAGCAGCAUGCAUGUGCAUAUUUGCACCCGUGUGCAUGGCAUAUUUGUGUGUUUGUGUGUCUGCACUGUGUAUGCGCGCCUGCAUGUGCUACUGCUCUGAUGCCCGUGCCUCCUGCAGACCUCUGGGUUUUGGAUUGCCCCCCUGAGCUUUCCUUCUCAGCCUCAUGUCAACCCUCUUGUCCUGCUUCCUCUGGAGUGAAGCUUCUCAGAGUUGCGUCCUCAGCCUGCUUCUUGCUCUGUGUUCCCUCCCUGGGUGGCAUCUCUCUCUUCUGUAGUUUUGAUGACUGGCUCCUUGGUAAUGCAUCCUGGCCCCCUUUCUCUGGGCCAGUCACAGUUCCAGAGCUGUAGUCUCAGCACCUGUUGGACAGGAAUGCCUGGAGACUUCAUCUAUUCCCCUUAGGGCUCCUGCCUGAAUGCUGGAACACAUGUGUCCCUCCAGGAAAGAAACUCAUUUGCCUUCAAUUCCCUCUUGUCUGUGCUCUCCACCUGCACCCAGUUGGGAGAGCAGUUAGCUCUGUGUCUUCACUAUUCUUGAAGGCUCUUGUCCCUCUUUCACUCCUAGGCCCACUGGCCAGGAGGACUCCUGUGCCUGGCGCAGUGGUUAGCCUCCUUUCUCAAAUAGGGAUUGAACUGUGGCAUGAGGGUCACCUCACCCUCGGUGGCUCCUCAUUGCCCCCAGGAUGGAGCCAGGCUCCAGAUGGCACUUAGAACUCCCUGUGCCUUGGCUUCAGCUGUCUCCUGUAGCUGCCCCACCAAUCCUGGCCUGGCUCCCUUCCCACAGCCACCACCCCCUCCUCUCCUGGGAACAGAACCACGCCACCUCUGGCGACUUCAGCACGCUGCAUCACUGUCCCGGUCCACGUGCCACCUUGUGGGCCCAGGAGAGCCCUGGGGUUCCAGGGUAACAGAGCGCCUGGCCGUACCUCUGAGGCCCUAGUGCUGCAGAGUUGAGCUGAGGGUCUCGCGCUCACCCUCUGACUGACCCAGCCCUGGCAGGUAGAAGAAAAAAGGUGCCACUUUGGCAUGAAGACAGAAUCGCUUAGUCGUCAGUCAUUUAAGCUGAGUGCAUUGUGAUUUCCAAUAAUUGAGGCAGUGGUUCUAAAAGCUGUCUACAUUAAUGAAAAGAGCAAUGUGGCCAGCUUGACUAAGCCGUCAGCGUGUGCAGCGCGGGCAGGACGGCACCGGGUCUCGACGGACUUGUGCAUGUUAGCUGUAUAGAUUUAUGUAAGGUUUUUAAAAACUGGUCUUUUAAAAUAGUCUUAACUACUUUUACUAUGGAGACAUAUGAGAGUCCCUCUCCUCUCCCGCGUGAGCCCGCAGGAGAAGCGGUGAUGGAGAAACGUGCUUGCCCCCUCCAAGCGCUGCCCUGUGAACAGUCUCCACCACCUCCCCUGCAAACGUCCAGUGAUGCAGAGGUAAUGGACGUUGGCUCUGGUGGUGAUGGACAGGCCGAACCCCCUGCUGAGGACCCACUCAACUUCUACGGAGCUUCUCUUCUCUCCAAAGGAUCCUUCUCUAAAGCCCGCCUCCUCAUAGACCCGAACUGUAGUGGCCACAGCCCACGCACCGCCCGGCACGCACCUGCGGUCCGGAAGUUCUCCCCUGACCUUAAGUUGCUUAAGGAUGUAAAGAUUAGCGUGAGCUUUACCGAGAGCUGCAGGAGUAAGGACAGGAAGGUGCUGUACACAGGAGUGGAGCGCGACACUCGUGCGGAGUGCGGUCUGGCCCUUAGCCCUGUCAGUGGAGACGUGCAUGCUUGUCCCUUUGGUGGGAGUGUUGGUAACGGGGUAGGCAUAGGGGGUGAGAGUGCUGAUAAGAAGGAUGAGGAGAAUGAGCUGGAUCAGGAAAAGAGAGUGGAGUAUGCAGUGCUCGAUGAGUUAGAAGAUUUUACUGACAAUUUGGAGCUAGAUGAAGAAGGAGCAGGCGGGUUCACGGCUAAAGCAAUCGUGCAAAGAGACAGAGUGGAUGAAGAGGCCUUGAAUUUCUCCUAUGAGGACGAUUUUGACAAUGAUGUUGAUGCUCUUCUGGAAGAAGGCCUUUGCGCUCCCAAAAAGAGGAGAGUGGAGGAGAAAUACGGAGGAGACAGUGACCAUCCGUCUGAUGGAGAGACAAGUGUGCAGCCGAUGAUGACCAAGAUUAAAACAGUGCUCAAAAGUCGUGGCCGCCCACCUACGGAACCACUGCCUGAUGGGUGGAUCAUGACAUUCCAUAACUCUGGAGUCCCCGUGUACCUACACAGAGAGUCUCGGGUGGUCACCUGGUCCAGGCCGUACUUCUUGGGAACGGGAAGCAUACGGAAACAUGACCCUCCUCUGAGUAGCAUCCCCUGCCUGCAUUACAAGAAAAUGAAGGACAAUGAGGAAAGGGAGCAAAACAGUGAGCUCGCCCCUAGUGGGGAGGUGUCCCCUGUCAAGCCCCUCAGCCGAUCUACAGAGCUGGAGUUCCCCCUGGAGGAGCCUGACUCCAUGGGGGCUGACUUGGGACCCCCAGAUGAGAAGGACCCGCUGGGGGCUGAGGCCGCCCCUGGAGCCCUGGGGCAGGUGAAGGCCAAAGUUGAGGUGUGCAAAGACGAAUCAGUUGAUCUUGAGGAAUUUCGGAACUACCUGGAGAAGCGUUUUGACUUUGAGCAAGUUACUGUGAAGAAAUUCAGGACUUGGGCAGAGCGGCGGCAGUUUAACCGAGAAAUGAAACGGAAACAGGCCGAAUCUGAGCGGCCCAUCCUGCCAGCCAAUCAGAAGCUCAUCACUCUAUCUGUGCAAGAUGCACCCACAAAGAAAGAAUUUGUCAUUAACCCCAACGGGAAAUCCGAGGUCUGCAUCCUGCACGAGUACAUGCAGCGUGUCCUCAAGGUCCGCCCUGUUUAUAAUUUCUUUGAAUGUGAGAACCCAAGUGAGCCUUUUGGCGCCUCGGUGACCAUUGAUGGUGUGACCUAUGGAUCUGGAACUGCAAGCAGCAAAAAACUUGCGAAGAAUAAAGCUGCCCGAGCUACGCUGGAAAUCCUCAUCCCUGACUUUGUUAAACAGACUUCUGAAGAGAAGCCCAAAGACAGUGAAGAGCUUGAGUACUUUAACCACAUCAGCAUUGAGGACUCGCGGGUGUAUGAGUUGACCAGCAAGGCCGGACUGUUGUCUCCCUAUCAGAUCCUCCACGAGUGCCUUAAAAGAAACCAUGGAAUGGGUGACACAUCCAUCAAGUUUGAAGUAGUUCCUGGUAAAAACCAGAAGAGUGAAUAUGUCAUGGCAUGCGGCAAGCACACAGUGCGCGGCUGGUGUAAAAAUAAGAGAGUCGGGAAACAGUUAGCCUCUCAGAAAAUCCUUCAGCUGCUGCACCCACAUGUCAAGAACUGGGGGUCUUUACUGCGAAUGUAUGGCCGUGAAAGCAGCAAGAUGGUCAAACAGGAGACCUCGGACAAGAGCGUGAUUGAGCUGCAGCAGUAUGCAAAGAAGAACAAGCCGAAUCUGCACAUCCUGAGCAAGCUGCAGGAGGAGAUGAAGAGGCUGGCCGAGGAGAGGGAGGAGACGCGGAAGAAGCCCAAGAUGUCUAUUGUGGCAUCUGCCCAGCCUGGUGGCGAACCCCUGUGCACCGUGGACGUGUGAGGACAUGGCAGACUGGGCGUGGGGGCUGCCAGCUCUGCUGCCAGGGAGACCAUGCACCACUCACUCUGCAGCCUCUUGCCGCCAAUCUAAGUUCCUCUCCUACAGUCACAUGUCUGAGGGGUGGAGCUCCAGUGCGUGGGGACAGCCAGGGCCACGUACUGUACCAUACCGUACCGUACCGUACCAUUUCCUGGGGGGCCACCCACAGGUCUGACUGGACAUGUUAGCACAUCAACCCAGCCUGCCUGCACAGGUGGAAGCCGAGCUUGGAGAUGACCUCUGCUUGUGUGGACUUGCUGGAGCCUGGUUUUAUGAAGGUUUUCAUGAGUUUUAGUACAUAACCUGCACUGACAAGAAAUAGUAGUUGAUGACAAGAUGAAAUGAGAAAGCGAUGGUCAAGGCAUAUGACGCCCUGUGCCCAGGACUCCCCUGGGCCACUGCAGGGACCUGGUGAGAGGGCUCAUGCUGGCACCCCUGCCCCUUUCCUGUCUCCUGUGUUUUCACUUUUUGUCUGAAGAUGUAACAGGUAUGACCAUUUCGGGCCUUUUUGGUUGAAAAUAAACACAACUUUAGCAUCAGAACUAUUUUUCAGAGAUUUCAGGAAAAUCAUCAAGGUGUUUUAUCCAGCUAGUGUGAGUCUCAGCCUGGCUUUUUGCCCAAGCCCUGAGCUGGGGUGUGGUCCAUUUUUCUGUUUUUAAUUUUUAUUUCAUUGAUUUUAGAGAGAGAGAAACAUGGAUUUGUUGUUCCAGUUAUUUAUGCGUUCAUUGAUUGGUCCCUGUAUGUACCCUGACUGGGGAUCAGACCCGCAACCUUGGUGUAUUGGGAUGACGCUCUAACUGAGCUACCUGGCCAGGGCCGCCUGCGUAAGUCUUAAUGCCCUAAAAACACACCUUCUUAGACAUCAAGGCCCCCUAUCUUUGCUGGCCUCUGGCAACUUUUUACUAAAGAUUUUUGCACAGCCGAGUCCCUCUGUCCACCCUUAAUUUUUAAAGCUUUUAUGAUAUUUUAGCAUUUGGAAAGAAACUUUUACAGUGUGUAGAAGAUAGAUUUGGAAUUAUGUAGCAGAUAUGAACAAUUAAUGCAUUUUAGCACGUGGGUUUAUUUAAGAGGAAACAAGGACCUUUAGUGCAAUCCAUUCUUGAUCACGAAAUGGCACUCCUUUCCAGAUUUGGUGCAAGCACAUGGACGGUGGCUUCACUGGAUUUCAGAGGCAGCUGCCUUGUGCAGCCAGGCCUGGUGACCAGCUUACUCCUGACCAGCAGCCUGUGCUCUCCAGGUGGCCCCUGUGGACAGGUGCAGGGAUAGAUGUGACCCUGCCCUGAGUCCCAGGGGAUGUGGGUGUGCUUGGUGCCCUGGGUUGUCCCCAUAUGCAAGGUAGUGGUGGUUAGCCAUCCGUUUCCUGUUCCCAAGCACCUAUUCAGGGUGCCACAUGCUCAUGGUGCACUGCCAGAUACAGGAACCCAGCACUGGGUUGCAUUGUUCAUGUUCUUGGGGUGUGCCUGUUCACCACAUCCCCUGUGGAUGGUGUUUGCUUCCAGGAAGACAAUGUUGGCCUUGUGGGCCACCCAGUGUAUCCCUCCCUCAGCGCCUGUGUGACCAAGGUUGGCUUCUGUGUUGACCUUUAUAAAACAGAAUCCUCAAUCAAGUUGCUGUAAUUAUACACUUGCUUCUGUCUUGCCUCCUGUCUGCAGCUGUGAAUCAUUUGACCGUGACUGUUUGCCCUUAAAACAGGCAGAUGCACCAUUGUGAACCAAAGCUUUGUGCACGUGUUACUAGAAGUGGGUGAGCCUCACUGUGGCCUUCCCAAGUCUUUCCUCUGUCCUAUGUGUGGGUGUGAGUGUUGUGUGCACACAGCUGUGCUGUUGGGGUGGAGGGCAAGGAGAGCCUCUGCUAAUGCCACCUCUGUGUCAUGUACCUCCCAGGUGGCAGCUGGGCCAUUGCUGUAACAGUGAGCCUUGAUUGUCUGGACAUAUAAAACAAAACU